Molecule: messenger RNA, 1669 nt
Organism: Chelonus insularis
Lineage: Eukaryota; Metazoa; Arthropoda; Insecta; Hymenoptera; Braconidae
Gene: shv
Product: DnaJ homolog shv
Exons: 5
Coding region: 112-1188 (358 amino acids)
Biological process (GO): protein folding; protein maturation
Cellular component (GO): endoplasmic reticulum
Molecular function (GO): misfolded protein binding
Source: RefSeq, a predicted model, not a curated record
GUUUGUUAUGAGUUGCGUUGGGCCAAUGAGCAUCAACCACGAUCAAGUGGUCUGAUGGUUGACAGUGUAAAUCAGUGUAAAUCGUAUAAAUGAAUAAGAAACAUCUUUACAAUGGUAGCAAAUCAUAUUUUACGGAUAUUAUUAGUUAAUUUAAUACUUUUCAUAGCAUUAGCUAUAGCCUCCCGAGAUUUUUAUGCUAUUCUUGGCGUAUCAAAAAGUGCAAACACUAAUGCCAUCAAGAAAGCAUACAGAAGAUUAGCUAAGGAAUUACAUCCAGAUAAAAAUAAGGAUGAUCCUGAUGCCUCACGAAAGUUUCAAGAUUUGGGAGCCGCAUAUGAAGUCCUUUCAGAUCAGGAAAAAAGAGAAAUGUAUGAUAGAUGUGGUGAAGAGUGUCUGAAAAAGGAUGGAAUGAUGAACAAUGCUGAUCCUUUUGCAAGUUUCUUUGGAGAUUUUGGAUUUCAUUUCGGUGGUGAGCAACAGCAUGACCGAGAAACUCCACGAGGAGAUAAUCUUGUCAUGGAUCUAUUUGUAACACUUGAAGAAUUAUACAGUGGUACUUUUGUAGAAGUAGUUAGAAAUAAACUAGUAAUUAAACCUGCAAAAGGCACAAGAAAAUGUAACUGCAGGCAAGAGUUAGUGACAAAGAGCCUGGGAGUUGGAAGAUUCCAAAUGUUACAACAAACAGUUUGUUCUGAAUGUCCUAAUGUUAAAUUGGUCAAUGAAGAAAGAACACUUGAGGUCGAAGUAGAGCCUGGAAUGGUUGAUGGUCAAGAAACAAAGUUCUUUGCAGAAGGAGAACCUCAUAUUGAUGGUGACCCAGGAGACUUGAUUUUAAAAAUUCGAACUCAACCUCAUCCAAUUUUUGAAAGAAUUGGUGAUGAUCUUUAUACAAAUAUUACGAUAUCAAUGCAGGAUGCAUUAAUAGGAUUUAAAUUAGAUAUCAUUCACUUGGAUGGUCAUAAAGUACCAGUAACGAGGGAUAAAGUGACAAAACCUGGUGCUAAAAUUAGAAAAAAAGGUGAAGGAAUGCCCAACUAUGAAAAUAACAAUCUCCAUGGCACAUUGUUUAUUACUGUUGACGUUGCUUUUCCUGAAAAAGAAUUUACUGCCGAAGAAAAAGAAGCUAUCAAAAAUCUUCUGCAACAAAGUCCAAACAAUCGAGUAUAUAACGGAUUACGUGAAUCAUAAAUUUUUCAUUCAAGUGCAAUAGAACAAUUUUUAAAUUAUCAAAGUGAGAGCAAAGAGUUUGAUAAACAUAAAUAAACUUACAUGGAAUAAACCGAAGAUUCUCUUCGAUAUUUGUUGAAGAAAAUUCUCUAAACAUGAAAACAAAGAAUUCCAAUUUGUACGUAUUGCUGAUUUUUUAGCCCAAAAAUGAUUUUGCCUGUAACUAGGUAACAAUUUCUUAAUUUAUUACCAUAAUUUAAGACUCUGAGAUUCCUACUUUAUAGUGUAAAUGACAUUUGAAUCAUCGAUAACUUAAAUCUAGCGAAUUAUAGAAUGUUUUAUACUAAAUCUAUAAUUUAUUGUUAGAUAUUAAAAUAUUCAAAGUGAAAUAAAAUUGGACAUUAAUAGGUUCACAUUAUUUGCAUAAAUGACUGCAAUAAGUGUAUAUAGAUAAUAAAAUGAUUCGUUUUUUGGAAUCAACCAAAUACGAUAUUGAAAGUAA